Rhineura floridana is the source of this 2208-nucleotide messenger RNA. RefSeq names its product farnesyltransferase, CAAX box, beta (gene FNTB). Lineage: Eukaryota; Metazoa; Chordata; Lepidosauria; Squamata; Rhineuridae. Gene Ontology annotation, biological process: protein farnesylation. The transcript has 12 exons. Gene Ontology annotation, cellular component: protein farnesyltransferase complex. The coding region runs from base 127 to 1416 and encodes 429 amino acids. Gene Ontology annotation, molecular function: protein farnesyltransferase activity. The record is from RefSeq and is a predicted model, not a curated record.
ACUGUUAAAGCAUAGCAGCGCGCUCACAUCUUUCUUGUCUGCAGCGAGCUGCCGUAGCCGGGCUUUAGCCCACUACCUCUCGAGCUGCCAGCCUCCUUUGCGCGGUUUGAGCGACUCUGUAAGAUCAUGGCGGCGGUAGCAGCGGCUGCUGCUGUUGCUUCUACCCACCCCGUCCCCGACAGAAGACGCUACCGACGCGGCGGCAUGGAAGCGGGUCGGGAGAGGCUGGAGGACGACGGAGUUCGGACCCUCACUUCGGCUGAGCAGACAAAAGUAGAAGUCAUAGUCCAAGAAGUCUUUGACGCUUACAAGACAAAUCACCAUGACUCGCAGUUUGUUUUGCAACGAGAAAAACACUUCCAUUACCUGAAGAGAGGGCUGAGACAACUGACGGAUGCCUACGAGUGUCUGGAUGCCAGCCGCCCGUGGUUGUGCUACUGGAUCUUGCACAGUCUGGAACUGCUUGAGGAACCCAUCCCAGGAUCUGUAUCUUCAGAUGUGUGCCAGUUCCUAAGCCGCUGUCAGAGCCCCAGUGGAGGCUUUGGAGGGGGACCAGGCCAGUACCCACAUCUCGCUCCUACUUAUGCAGCUGUCAAUGCUCUCUGCAUUAUUGGCACUGAAGAGGCUUACAGUGUUAUCAACAGAGAGAAGCUUCUGGAGUAUUUGUAUUCCCUGAAGCAACCUGAUGGCUCUUUCAUCAUGCAUAUAGGGGGUGAAGUGGAUGUCAGGAGUGCCUAUUGUGCUGCAUCAGUGGCUUCGCUUACCAACAUCAUCACACCAAUGCUUUUUGAAGGGACAGCAGAGUGGAUAGCAAGAUGUCAGAACUGGGAGGGUGGGAUUGGUGGCGUCCCUGGCAUGGAGGCCCACGGAGGGUACACUUUCUGUGGACUGGCAGCCCUGGUCAUCCUGAAAAAUGAGCACGUCUUGAAUCUGAAAAGCUUGUUGCACUGGGUUGCAAGCCGCCAGAUGCGUUUUGAAGGAGGGUUUCAGGGUCGUUGUAACAAGCUGGUAGAUGGCUGCUACUCAUUCUGGCAGGCGGGUUUGCUGCCUCUCUUACAUCGAGCAUUGCACAUCAGAGGUGACCCUGCCCUCAGUAUGACACGCUGGAUGUUUGACCAGCAAGCGCUGCAAGAAUACAUCCUGCUGUGCUGCCAGUGCCCUGCAGGGGGCCUCUUGGACAAACCGGGCAAGUCCCGGGAUUUUUAUCAUACCUGCUAUUGCCUGAGUGGGCUGUCAAUAGCGCAGCAUUUUGGCAGUGGAGACCUCCUCCAUGAGGAAGUGCUAGGAGUGCCAGAGAACCGCUUGCAGCCUACACACCCUGUAUACAACAUCUCCCCUGACAAAGUGGUGCAAGCUGUGAUGCACUUCCUGAAGAAGCCUGUUCCAAGUACAAAGGAGGACCCUGUUGCUGACUGAGAGGAGCUGUUGCCCUUUGUAGACACUGUGCAGUGUGUUAUUCUGCCCUUCUCAGCACAUGGUGCUGCAAGUCGUCUUGGCCAUUGUGGGGCCCAGCCACUGGACUCAACCUUUUUUGUGUUGUGUUUUGAGAGAGCUCUGCUAGCCAUACCAAAAAACUGAUCAGCUUUCAAUACCUAGUAGCAGAUUGGCUGUAUGGUGGCAUAUAGUUGGCAGCAUAUAGCUGGUCACUUUUAUGGGGAGCUCUCUCGCCUUACAAGCAGGAGCAGUUUUGGUUUUGAAAAAAUGCAGCAUGUUAGUAUCUUAAGCAUCUGGCAAACCAGCUCUGUUGUUUUAUUUGCACUAUACUAAGCAUCUUAGGAGGGCAGCUUCCUAAUAGGCUGAAUACUGGCCUGGCCAGAGUUGGUGCCCUGAUCUCAUACCCUUCCAGGCAAUAUCCAUUAUGUCAAUUUAUAUACUUCCUGAGGUAUCUCAAAAUACAGCUAGUUGGGAGAUGGGACCCCGGCUUCGGAACUCAAGCAUAUUCUGAAUCAACACUGUCUACUUGUGUGUCAGCUGCUGGAGCAUCACAGGGGUGUGGUUUUGGACAUCCCCCUUGUAGAAAGCUCUUUCCAUCGUGUAAACUGGUGUUGAAGGUCUCACUCUCUGCAUUGAGCAAAAAGAGGCAGAUUGCAAGAUUCUGCACAAAACUUCCCCCCCUUGCAUAUUGGUACUAGCCUGCCUUGGGGUGGGACUUGUGACUGUGUCAUGAUGUUUGUGCAUUUUAUUAAAAAUAUACUAAUUCCUUUCUUA